AAGCCCCUAGAACCUUCUAGAAUCCAUUACCUGCAUCCCCUCUUACUGCUCGCAGCCCAGAGGGAGGCUGUGAUCCGAUUAAGCUUUGGACCCACUUAAGUCAAAGCAGCCACAGCUCAGAAAACAGCGCCUGCACUUGAGCCCACACAGAAGGAUUCAAAGUUGCCUCAUACUUUACUGUGAGAUCCAUGGAGAUACAAGAUAAUGAUUCGGGCUUCUCCUCCUAAUAAUGCCGGAUCUAGAAGAAGCAUGAACCAUUUUAAGCAUCUAGGAGGGCUCUUGAAGCACAGGAGUCGGUGGCAAACCCUCCCAGUGCAGGUAAGAACCUUUGCAGCAUCCAGCUGAGCAGGUCGGUGAGCAAGGACUUGCAGCCCUUCCUGUCCCGGAGAGCUGACAGCAGUGACCUCACCAGGAGCCAAAGCAUCCCUCAGUUGUGAGAUCUGACAGAAUGAGGUGUGCUGGGGAAGCCACUAGCUGGAACUUGGCCUUUCCCGACUGCCCCUGCGUUUUACAGCCAGCCCCAGACCACUGAGGCAGCAAUGGCAGAGAAAGGUGACUGCAUCGCCAGUGUCUACGGGUACGACCUUGGCGGGCGCUUCACUGACUUCCAACCCCUCGGCUUCGGGGUCAACGGGCUGGUGCUGUCGGCUACGGACAGCAGGGCUUGCCGGAAGGUAGCCGUGAAGAAGAUCGUGCUGAGCGACGCCCGAAGCAUGAAGCACGCGCUCCGAGAGAUCAAAAUCAUCCGGCGCCUGGACCACGACAACAUCGUCAAAGUGUACGAGGUACUGGGACCCAAGGGUAGCGAUCUGCAGGGCGAGCUCUUUAAGUUCAGCGUGGCUUAUAUUGUCCAAGAGUACAUGGAGACUGACCUGGCGUGCCUGCUAGAGCAGGGCACGCUGACCGAGGAGCACGCUAAGCUGUUCAUGUACCAGCUGCUGCGUGGGCUCAAGUACAUCCACUCUGCCAACGUGUUGCACAGGGACCUGAAGCCCGCCAACAUUUUCAUCAGCACGGAGGACCUCGUGCUGAAGAUCGGGGAUUUCGGGCUGGCCAGAAUCGCGGACCAGCAUUACUCCCACAAGGGUUAUCUGUCGGAAGGGUUAGUGACAAAGUGGUACCGCUCUCCGCGACUGCUCCUGUCCCCGAACAACUACACGAAAGCCAUCGAUAUGUGGGCAGCUGGCUGCAUCCUAGCGGAGAUGCUCACGGGGAAAAUGCUCUUCGCUGGGGCUCACGAGCUCGAGCAGAUGCAGCUCAUCCUAGACACCAUCCCCGUAGUCCGGGAGGAAGACAAGGAGGAGCUGCUCAGGGUGAUGCCGUCCUUUGUCAGCAGCACUUGGGAGGUGAAGAGGCCGCUGGGUAAGCUACUCCCGGAUGUCAACAGUGAAGCCAUUGACUUUCUGGAGAAGAUCCUGACCUUUAACCCCAUGGACCGCCUAACAGCCGAGAUGGGGCUACAGCAUCCUUACAUGAGCCCGUAUUCGUGCCCCGAGGAUGAGCCCACCUCACAACACCCCUUCCGCAUUGAAGACGAGAUCGACGACCUCGUACUGAUGGCUGCCAGUCAGAGCCAGCUCUCCAACUGGGACAGGUAUCCCGUGAGCCUGUCGUCAGAUCUGGAAUGGCGGCCUGACCGCUGUCAGGACGCGAGCGAGGUGCAGCGCGACCCACGCGCUGGCUCUACUCCGCUGGCGGAGGAUGUUCAGGUGGACCCACGCAAGGACUCACAGAGCAGCUCCGAGCGCUUCCUGGAGCAGUCGCACUCGUCCAUGGAGCGCGCCUUUGAGGCCGACUAUGGACGGUCCUGCGACUACAAAGUGGGGUCUCCGUCCUACCUGGACAAGCUGCUGUGGCGUGACAACAAGCCCCACCACUACUCGGAACCCAAGCUCAUCCUGGACCUGUCGCACUGGAAGCAGGCGGCCAGCGCACCCCCCAGGGCUGCGGUAGCAGCAGACCCAGUGUCACGUGAGGAUGAGCCAGCAAGCCUCUUUCUGGAGAUCGCCCAGUGGGUCAAGAGCACACAAAGUGGCCCUGAGCGUGCCAGUCCUCCCCCUGAUGCCCCAGAGCCCCGUCUCUCUGCUUCACCCCCGGGACACCCAACACCCAUUGAUGGGGGUGCCAGUCCCCAAUUCGACUUAGAUGUGUUCAUCUCGCGUGCCCUAAAGCUUUGCACCAAACCUGAAGACCUACCGGAAAACAAACUGGGCGACCUGAAUGGUGCGUGCAUCUCCGAGCACCCCGGGGACCUCGUGCAAACAGAGGCCUUCUCCAAAGAAAGGUGGUGAGCACAGAAGGGGUAGUGGGAGAACUCCUGGAGCAAGACCCCACCCAGAAAGCUGGACCGCCUCCUUGCUUUCCUAGUACUACUUCAGCCCCUCUCUGCUGCAUUGGGGUUAGCAGAACACACGCGGGUCCGGGGAGCAAGAGGAAUGUCCAUUUCUUAAACUGCCUUAAUAACUAGCCUUUAACCUCUGGGAGCGGGUUUGAGCAGACCCUGGCUGGGAGCUAUCACUUUCCCAUCAAAGGGAAAGGCCUGUUGAGUGUACAAGGAAAGAAAGGGAUUUCAGACCGAAGUCUACAGCCCUACGAGGGGUCAGAAACAGCUUACAGACAUAGUUUCCAAGCCGUGUGACCCACCUAGUCCCAAAUGGACAUUUGGGCCCAGUGAAGCCAUUAGGACCACAAGCCUGGUGGUCAGGAUAAAGCCUGUGUCCCAAACUCCUAUCCCUGGACCAGUGUCUGACCACAGUAUAAUGUCUUCCUCUGCUGGGGUUACUCUGACUUUUUGGUCAGAAAACGGUCCCGAGUGCUUCUCGCUUUCCCUUACUGUCUGUCCCAUCCGUCCCUUUAAUUUAGACCAGCGGUUCCUGUUUUCCGAAACCGGAAACAGAACCGGUUUCUUUUUCCUAGUCGCCAGACAUAUUUCUACGACUCCCCAAGUGCUUAAAUGUCCUCACCUGCCACCUCCCUGUAUUAACCCAACCCAGCUCAGCCUGGAGUUACUCCUUCCUAGCACAGCAGUUUGGGGGCUGCUUAAACUUAGUCAUCUCCCGGGCCUGUGCCUACAGCCUCCUCCUGCAUGCCCUAUGCACUUUCCUGACUCAACACAGCCAUUGUUCUCCAGUGGAGAUCCUACAGGGAUGAGUUUAAAGACGGAAAUUGCGAGAAUCCCUCUUGUCUAAUCCCCAGCAUCCCACCCACCCCACCCACACACACAGAGCUCCUCUCCGAGACGAUUCCAGGACCAAAUGUUCUUGGCACAAAUGGCUCAUUUGUAGGAGAAGCAAUAAGGUGCUUUUCAUAAAAACAAAUGAGUUAGGAGGGAAGACUCCACAGAACACCCAUCAUCCUUCAUUAAUGUCGCAACCAGGAUCAUUUUAGUCCUAGCCGGGAGUACACCCUAAAGGGAUGGCCUGAGAGAUAGCAACCUUCAGGCAAGAGACCCAGAAAGAUAAACCAGGACUUUAAAGAAAGGUCCUAACCUCGGGUGUCCUGAAGAGCCAGCUAUCAAGAGGGAGAACCCGAGGCAAAGAAAGGGAUUCAAAGUAAUCGCACCCUGGUGGCUCAGGUUAAGAGAAACUUGGAAUCAGUUCCAAGCCUCUGCAGGAAAAGCAUGGGGCAGGGGGUUGAGGGGAAUACCAACAGUCCCUGGUCUGUUCCCAAACACUCCGCCACUGGUAUCUAUCCUCCCCUCCCCUCCCCUCCCUCUCCCCUCCCCCUGCCGACAUCCCAAAGAUACCCACGAGAGGUCCAGCUGCUCUGUUGAGAGAUCUCCUUGGGCUGUGUUCAUUCUCACGACGCAGCACCUUAAAUCUCGCUGACUGUGGUUUGUACAUUGAAACGUACAGUGCACCAGAAACAUAUAUUUUAAAACAAUUAAUCACGCCGACCGGGUUUUUAAGUGGAAAGUAUGUAAAUAUAAAGGGUUUAGGUUUUAUUCCUUUUUUUUUUUUUUUCUUUAAGAAAAAAAAAUGCAAUGCACACCACCCCUUAUGUGCCAUUUGUCGUCAGGGGGGAAGCUUUACUUUUUGAGUAAAGGGACAUGCUGCUGACUGACCGCUAGCUCACGGAGAAUUGUGAUAAUUAGUCAUGUUCUUAAAAGAAUCUGUUAAAUAUUAUUAAACUUGAUCAGGAUGAGCCAAAUAAAGUUUUAUUGGAACAUAGA
Messenger RNA from Rattus rattus (black rat), 4171 nucleotides. RefSeq names its product mitogen-activated protein kinase 4 (gene Mapk4). The record is from RefSeq and is a predicted model, not a curated record. The coding region runs from base 540 to 2291 and encodes 583 amino acids. The transcript has 5 exons. Gene Ontology annotation, biological process: protein phosphorylation; cell surface receptor signaling pathway; intracellular signal transduction. Gene Ontology annotation, molecular function: ATP binding; MAP kinase activity. Lineage: Eukaryota; Metazoa; Chordata; Mammalia; Rodentia; Muridae. Gene Ontology annotation, cellular component: nucleus; cytoplasm.